Emys orbicularis (European pond turtle) is the source of this 2004-nucleotide messenger RNA. RefSeq names its product solute carrier family 5 member 9 (gene SLC5A9). The record is from RefSeq and is a predicted model, not a curated record. Lineage: Eukaryota; Metazoa; Chordata; Testudines; Emydidae. The transcript is spliced from 14 exons. Gene Ontology annotation, cellular component: plasma membrane. Gene Ontology annotation, biological process: transmembrane transport. Gene Ontology annotation, molecular function: D-glucose:sodium symporter activity. The coding region runs from base 1 to 2004 and encodes 667 amino acids.
AUGAGCCAGCCCACCCCGGCCACCACAGAGCCACCUGGACAGAGGAACCUUGCCUUCGAGGUUGUGGACAUCAUUGUCGUCGUCAUCUAUUUUGUCUUCGUCCUCGCCGUUGGGAUAUGGUCAUCCAUACGGGCAAGUCGGGGGACAGUUGGAGGGUAUUUCCUGGCUGGACGGUCCAUGACAUGGUUGCCAAUUGGAGCCUCCCUGAUGUCAAGCAACGUGGGCAGCGGCUUGUUCAUCGGCCUUGCCGGCACAGGAGCAGCUGGGGGCCUCGCCGUCGGGGGCUUUGAGUGGAAUGCUACCUGGGCGCUGCUGGCCCUUGGCUGGAUUUUUGUGCCUGUUUACAUUGCUGCAGGAGUUGUCACAAUGCCCGAGUACCUGAAGAAGAGAUUUGGAGGACAGAGGAUUCAAAUCUACAUGUCCGUACUGUCCCUCAUUCUCUAUAUAUUCACCAAGAUAUCGACAGAUAUUUUCUCUGGAGCGCUGUUCAUCCAAGUCUCCCUGGGCUGGAACCUUUACCUGUCCACCGUGAUCUUGCUAGCAGUGACAGCUGUCUACACUAUAGCUGGUGGUUUAACCGCUGUGAUGUACACAGAUGUGCUGCAGACUGUGAUCAUGGUACUCGGGGCUUCGGUUCUCGCCUUUAUAGGGUUUGAAAAAGUCGGCUGGUUUGAAGGACUUAAAGAGAAAUACAGCACCAUGAUACCCAGUGUCAUAGUCCCAAACACCACCUGUCACCUCCCACGCGCUGACGCCUUCCACAUGCUCAGGAACCCUGUCACUGGGGACAUUCCUUGGCCUGGGCUUAUCUUCGGCCUCUCUGUGCUGGCUACUUGGUGUUGGUGCACUGAUCAGGUUAUAGUGCAAAGGUCUCUCUCUGCCAAGAACCUCUCCCAUGCCAAGGGUGGAUCGGUGCUGGCGGGUUAUUUGAAAAUGCUCUCUAUGUUUUUCAUUGUCAUGCCUGGUAUGAUCAGCAGAGCUCUUUACCCAGAUGAAGUGGGAUGUGUGGACCCGAAAGUCUGUGAAACCGUCUGCGGAGCUAAAGUGGGUUGUUCUAACAUUGCCUAUCCUAAGCUUGUAAUGGGACUCAUGCCUGUAGGACUCCGGGGUUUGAUGAUAGCUGUGAUGUUGGCAGCCCUGAUGAGUUCCCUCACCUCAAUCUUCAACAGCAGCAGCACGCUCUUCGCCAUAGAUAUCUGGCAGCGGCUCCGCAAGAAAGCCACAGAGCAGGAGCUCAUGAUUGUUGGCAGAGUGUUUGUUCUCAUCCUCAUUGCCAUCAGUAUUCUCUGGAUUCCCAUCAUUCAGAUGUCCAACAGCGGUCAGCUCUUUGACUACAUUCAGUCCAUAACCAGUUAUCUGGCCCCACCAAUUACUGCCCUCUUCAUCCUGGCAAUCUUCUGCAAGAGGAUCAAUGAGUCCGGUGCUUUCUGGGGCCUCAUGUUCGGGCUGGUAGUAGGUGGCAUUCGAAUGAUCAUGGAGUUUUCCUAUGGUGUGCCAUCCUGUGGCGAGGAGGACCCAAGACCAGCUGUGCUAAAAGAUGUGCACUACCUGUACUUUGCCCUCAUUCUCUGCGUGCUCACGGGCAUCGUCAUUACCCUAAUUAGUCUCUGCACCCCACCAAUCCCAGAGGAAAAGCUGGCUAGCCUGACGUGGUGGACUAGACACAGCAAAGCUCCCACAAUUGACCUGGUGAGCUACAAGAGCGAGUCGGCGGAGGUAAAUCCUUCAGUGGGCGAGAGUGAUGGGGAUGAGCCGACCUGGGAGAACACGGAUUCAGGGAGCAAAGAACAUGGAGCAGCGAGCCCUCCUUGCUGGAAGAAGUUAUACUUCUGGUUCUGCGGGAUCUCCAGCAGCCCAGGACCCACACUGACCAAGGAAGAGAAAGCAGUCCUGGAAAGGAAACUCACCAGCAUUGUGGAAAAGCCCCUAUCAAAGACUCUUUGCAACAUUAAUGCUAUAAUCCUGCUAGCUAUUAACGUCUUUCUGUGGGGUUACUUUGGCUGA